Messenger RNA from Puntigrus tetrazona (Sumatra barb), 1647 nucleotides. RefSeq names its product MSS51 mitochondrial translational activator (gene mss51). The transcript has 6 exons. The coding region runs from base 111 to 1244 and encodes 377 amino acids. The record is from RefSeq and is a predicted model, not a curated record. Lineage: Eukaryota; Metazoa; Chordata; Actinopteri; Cypriniformes; Cyprinidae.
CACAGACACACACACACACACACACACACACACAGACAGAGCUCCCUAUAAAACCCGGUCACCCCACAGACACCCGCGAGAACAGAAGUCCAGAAGUCCCCUAUCUAACAAUGGACACCUCCAGCAGUGUUUCAGAGGCCAAUAAGCCUUUUACGUUCCGCUCGGCGAAGGAGAUGUUCAAGAAAAUGGAGGAAUCGUUCCAGAUAUGUGCUCAGUGUGAGAGACUCCCGUCUCAGGCCACAGGCUCGCUGAAGAGAUGCACACGCUGUCUGAAUGUGUAUUACUGCGGUAAAGAGUGUCAGAAGAAAGACUGGCCUCAACAUAAACUGUACUGCAACAAACUACGUGCGGCGGCGGUGGACAGACACGUCGAGUGGCUCGUUUAUAAAGGAGAUCUCCCUUUCCCUACGGAGGCGUGGUCUCGUCCCGCAAACAAAAUCAGCUGUUGGAAAGACUGGUUGUCCAUGCAGGGAGAUCUGACGCCCCGUCUGGACCCGAUCCUGUCCGGACAAAACAUGACGGACCUCUGGACCAACGCCUGCAGGCCGCGGCCGGAGGAGGCGGAGCUCCGCGAGUCCGUGUGGCGAGUGUGCAGCGAGUUUCUCUCCCGUCCUCUGACGCUCGGCGUGGGAGUGAGGAUGUUUCACUUAGAUCCGUACUCUCGGCCCCUCACCAUUCACGUGGCGGGGGCCGGUCACAACGAGACCCUGGGAGCCAGAACCACGGACAUGGACGAGCUCGGACGCAUGUUCCCGGGCCACCAGGGGCUGGAGGUGGUGAUGGUGGGGCCCGAGGUGGUCCAGGGGCCCGUCACGAGGCCCCCGCUGAGGGCGUUCGGACCCCGGGGGAAGGUUUACAUCAGCGCUUACAAGGGCCUCUAUCACCAGUUCUGGGAGGAAGUUGUGGAGAAAGGAGAAGCGGCUAAACCGGAUCUAGUGGUCGGGUUUCAUCCAGGGUUUGAGGGACAGGAAGUGAAUCAGGAUUGGUUACCGACGCUCCUGCUGCUACGAGAUUACAAAAUCCCAACAUUGUUCACAAUGAUCAAUAAUGAAGAGCUGCAGAGAACUCUUCAUAUGUUUAUGGAGUUGGAGAUGGAUGUUAAGGACACCGGCUCAAACCCCUUCAGCUCUUUGAAACCUGAACAACUGCCAAAAAGCCCCAACAAAGCGCCCGUUUACGCCAACGCUCACUAUGUUUCUUUCCAUGGACUGCUGGAGGUGAAAGAGGAGGAAGAACAGAACUAGCACCGGACAUGCGAACUCACCUUUAUCCUCAGUAAAGAUGGUGGCUGCAGAAGAAGUUUAUGUGAUGAACGAGUUUUUAUAAGUAGGCAAAUGUUCUGAUUCAUUUUUCAAUGCAGAUAGGAAUGCGAUGUGUAGAUAUGGGAUCAGUCAAUUUAAUUGAUUAAAAUAGGCCUAUAAUAUUGUCCAGCAGCCUGUGUUUGCAGUGGUUUCUGCAUCUUCAUUUAUUUUUUACCCGAUUCGCUGUGCCUGAAGUCCGAUAUCGUUUAUGCAAAUAGCUACUGAUAAAUCAGCUUGUCGUUUUAAGAUAAACCAAAUAUUAUAGAUAUAUAAUCGUAUUGUUAAAAAGGGACUUUGCAUAAACUCAUCUUAGCAUGCAAUAAUAAAAUUCAGUUUUCAUCUGUCA